UUUCUAUUUCUGAACAGGAAAUGCGUGCUUUUAUUGUGAAGAGUUUACCGGAAUCAGUUAUGGUUACUUGAUGUGGACAAAAUUGUAGCUACAAUGUUGACUAUGGGGUUUCAGGACAUGAGUUUGUGUUAAAUCGGGGUCAGACUUAGUUAUAUCAGCAGUUUGAAGAAGCUGCUUAACAGACAGAAAUGUUCUGGACAUUAGUAGCUCAGCGAGGAUCCGGAAGUGUCCUCCGCCUCCGGUCUCUUGUUACAGCUUCCCGGUGUACUCUGCCGCAUUCACGGUCAUUCUCCAGCACCGUCCCCGCGACGUCCACCACACAGAGCGAGGCGAAGCCGCGUCCGGUGCGGCGGUGGUCCCUCUCCGUCAGCCCUUUCGUUAACGUCCGGACACACCUGGACUGCAGCAUCUCCAUCCGUCCUCUCGACCCUCACGCCUUCCCCGAGGCUGACCGAGCCUUCAUCACCGUCCACGGUCCAGACUCCGAGCAGGAGGUCGGUUUGGACGACCUGCACGUCCACUAUGACGAGGAGGUGAAAGAGUUAGUGAUCUCCUCUGAGGGGAUGGACAGCACCGCGUUAGUUGAGAUGGAUGCCCCGAUCAAAAGCAAUCUCUUCAUCACAGCUCGAGGAAAGGGGAACGUGCAAAUCAGAAAGAUGGAGUGUGACAUCUGCAAAGUGGAAACAGAAAAGGGCAACUGUCUGUUGCACUCUAUUAGGGGUCAUGAUGUUGAAGUUCAAUCCCAUGGAGGAAACGUUACAGGCACAAACACAAUCCAUGGAAACGUGGUCAUCAGAACAGAAGGGGAUGGUGAGGUGAGCAUCAAGAAACUCCAGGGCACCACGAUGAACGUUUCCACUGAGUCUGGCUCUCUAAAGGUGAAGGCCAUCUAUGCUGAGUCGAGCUGCGUGUCUUCCUGCUCUGGGAGGGUUGAACUUGGGCACGCUCACGGUAAAACUUUGGUGAAGAACGUCUCUGGAGACACCGUCAUCGAUGGUUCAAAUAGUUUCCUGAAGGUUUCGUCAAACACCGGAGGGAUUGAUGUUUACGUGGGAGAUGGUGGCUCUGCUGAGCUCCACAGUCAGGAAGGAGCGGUGACUGUACGUGUGCCCUCCACGUUAAGAGUUGGAGUGGAGCUUCAUGGGACUUCAGUGGACGUCCAAGAUGAGAUUGUCGUGCAUGGACUUAAAAACACCACCGAUGGCCUCACCACACUCCGUGGUUACAUGAAUGAAGAGCCUCCAGCCGACCAGUGGAUCAAAGCUCAAGCAGAUAAGAGCUCCGUCACACUGAAGAUGCAAAGCUGGUUCGAGUCUCUGAAGUUAGGAAGCUGAAGAACACAACAGACAUUUUACUGCAGCCCCAAAGAAUGAAUCAUUGGACUUUAUGUUCAUGCAUCUACUGAAUGUCAAUAUAAACAGGUAUUUGAUGUGAAAUAUUUAUUUUUAAAAGUGCUAAAUUGAGUAUUAUCGCAUCCUUGCUCUACUGUGUAUGCUGAAAGAGUCAAAAACUGGUGAAAAAUAUGGAAAAGAAUCAAAAAGUGAAGAACACAGCUUGUAAAUAAACUUUCACAACACUUAA
Molecule: messenger RNA, 1581 nt
Organism: Oryzias melastigma (Indian medaka)
Lineage: Eukaryota; Metazoa; Chordata; Actinopteri; Beloniformes; Adrianichthyidae
Gene: fam185a
Product: family with sequence similarity 185 member A
Exons: 8
Coding region: 189-1334 (381 amino acids)
Source: RefSeq, a predicted model, not a curated record